GUCCCCGCCACCAAUCCGACAUACUGUGAUACGUUUUGACGGGCAAAUCCGCGUUCAGCAUUUGACACAACUGACAAAUGCCUUCAGACAAUUGAAGUUUAUGGACUACCGAAUAAUAAUCCAUCCACCAAAAGGCAUGAUGAACUUGACGGACACAACGAUGGAAACAUCAACUGUUGCCUACCCUUGUCAUGGAGCGACACAGGAAGAGAUCGACCUCUACGAUGACCUUGUGUACUGGUCAGACGGCAUUGGUCAGAUCAUUAUCGGUUGCACGGGGAUCAUUGGAAAUUGCAUGGCUGUGCCUAUCCUGAUCUCACGCAAGCUCAACUCCAUCUUCAACCGGAUAUUGGUGUUUUUAGCCAUUUUCGACAACAUAUUCAUUUUUUGUGCCGUCUUGGAGGGCAUCAGGAAAAACAUUGGUCCAUUGGGUGAUUGGCACGUGUACGCAUUCGCUUACUUCGGCUAUCAACUCCAGAGCAUCUCCAUCCUCUCGUCGAUUUUUAUGACCGUGGUGCUGGCCUUGGAGCGGUAUUUGGCCAUCACCAAGCCCAUCGAGUACCACAACGCCAUCCAAGGCACCAAUCCUUGGAAGCGAGUCUGGAUGUACAUCAUUCCCGUCGUCGUCUUUUCCACGGUGUUCAACCUGCCCAAAUUUGCCGAGAUCAAAGUGGUGGAGAAUAUCAUCAUUACGAAGCGAGUCGACCCGGAGACAUUCGAGACGGAAUUUUACAACGACACCCAAGUCACUGUUCUGCCGACGGAUCUCCGCAUGAACGAUGCCUACAUCUUCUGGUACAACAAUUUGGCCAAGCUUAUCAUCACGGGUUUGAUUCCAUUUCUAUCUUUGUGUAUCUUCAACACGCGGAUUUAUGACGCACUUCGUCGACGUCGCAAGGUUAUGGGCCCGAAUGCAACUGCAGCCCACCAACAACAGCUGAACGAGGACAAUCGACAGGCCCUGGUCCUCUUCUCCAUCGUCAUCAUCUUCCUCAUUUCCAACGUUCCAAGGAUCGCACUGAAUCUUCACGAGGGGUUCUCCUGUCAGGCACGGUCUCGCAACUUCUGAUGGUGGUGAACUCUUCCAUCAACUUUUUCAUCUACUGUGUCAUGUCGGCUCUCUUCAGGGAGGUCUUCUGGGACUACGUCACCGCUCGUUGUCCCAAGUUCAACUGCAAAAAGACUCCGAGAAGUGUCGACGGCGGUGGUUCUGGACCUGGUCCUGCUGUGUCCCGAGCCUCCGUGGAGCUUCAAGAGACCAAAGUUAUCACGAUUCCAUCCGAGAACAAUUGGAGAAAUGGCACCAAAACCCCUAUAGAUGGCGUUGUGUGAAGUCCUCUGUUUUGGACUCGCUUGCCCAGUUCGUGAGUGAGACAGACUUACAGACAGACUCGGACAGAAAGACCGAAGUCGGUAUCUUGGUUUUGUGUGAUAUUAACUCACCUCUUUGUAUAAACACGACGAAAUAAGCCGCCGCCGCCAAGUGGGCGUCUGGGGAACGAUAGAUGAGAUCUGUCCCAUUCUCUCUUUUUGUGCCUGGGAACCAGUGGGAGUUGUUUCUAAGACGAGAAUAAUUGGUUUCCAGUUGGUGCCAAGUAUCUAAUUUACCAAGGCCGUUCUAGUGGGAUAUGUUCAUUCCGAUCCAACAGAGAGGAAUGGAGGCAAGUUUUCCACCCAUCUAACCAACCCAAGAGCAUCCGAACGAACAAGGAAAAAGGAUCCAUCUGCCAUUGGGAGGAACAUGCGACAUCUGACUGGAAGACAACAUUAACAAUAAGAAUGAUCUUGAGAAUGAAUGACCGUGAAAUUUUGCACUUCUCCUCAUAAUUUGGCCCAUUAUGGUGUAUUGAUACCAGAUUAGUCACUAGUACUAUGUAAGAAUCCAAUGCAGAAGGUGUCUGGAACUGAUAUGAAAGAGUUGAGAACAUGAAACGUGCUGUCUUUGUGGCUUUCGACCUCAAAGGUAACGAGCAAUGCACGGGUCGAAUUUGAGAUCCGUCUAAGUACAUCCGGUUUUUGCUUGAUCCGUUUCUUUGCACCCAAGAAAAAUAGAUUAGGUCCAAUGUCGUGCGCUUGGUUUGAAACCCUUGCUCCUAUAACUCAUUCAUUUUCAGCCCCGGCAAUGCUCGUAAAGCCUCUGAAAUUACUUCAACUUGAAGCGAUACUCAACUCAGUCCAUUGUCUUGACAGUCCAGGAUUCGAUCAUGGCUUCUCUGUAACCUAUCAGAUUUGAACACAUUUGUGUUGUUGGCCCCCUCAUAUUUUUUCCACCAUCCGUUCUUGUCUUGAACUGUUCACCAGGGAAUUUCUAACUGAUGACAUUGCUUGUUAUCCUUGGUGUCGUCCUGGGAGACCCGAAGAUCAUUCUCGUCCAAGCUCAUCUUGGCACGAUCUGUUGAGCUCUUUUGUUUGGGUUCAGUUGGUCACAAAUGCCUUAGAAAAUCGCAAGCCAAUGGAGCGUUGGCCGGCUGGUUUUGUACCUACAUGUAUACCGUCACAGAACACCUUCUAAGCAAUCUUAUUAGAGCGUGUUCCGGGAACGAGUUCAGGGUGUAAAAAUUUGAAUGUUGUUCCCAGAUCUCUCAUCAAUUCAGAUCCAAUAGCCCAGUCAGGAGAAGCACAAAUCCAAUUAUAUCGUCCUUCCCCCAUACUUCUACCUACUACUACCCACUGACUGCUAGCUACUACUGCAUCAUCCAUCGAUGAGGACUUUUGUAUUUUGAUUGCGCGAUUGUACGGAUGUAUUGAGUUAAUAAACGUGUACGAGUGUUCUGGA
Molecule: messenger RNA, 2776 nt
Organism: Tigriopus californicus
Lineage: Eukaryota; Metazoa; Arthropoda; Copepoda; Harpacticoida; Harpacticidae
Product: probable G-protein coupled receptor frpr-1
Biological process (GO): G protein-coupled receptor signaling pathway
Cellular component (GO): membrane
Molecular function (GO): G protein-coupled peptide receptor activity
Source: RefSeq, a predicted model, not a curated record